AUGGGAGCGUCGCUGGACACCCCCGCGAUGUGCCCGCUCUGCAACGUGCCGACCCGGGACCCCGUCACCCUGAAGUGCAACCACCGGUUCUGCCAGCGGUGCAUCGGGGACUUGUGGAGCGUCACGCCGACGGGGCCGUACCACUGCCCGGAGUGGAGGUGUAAGACUGUGUACCAGACUCUGCCGUUUGACAACAACCGCAUCCGGCCGCCUACUCCUAGUCGACGGACGCAGCCUCGCAGCUCCGCAGGCACAUCCAGUAAUGAUGAACAAACUACAUUUGACUCGACACUGAGGAGGCCCUCACUGACCAGUCGGCUACUCGGGAAGAGGAAGGCCAGCACGCCUGUACCUGAGCAACCUGACACAAAGCGGGCAACUGUGGAGUCUCGCGCUAAUCGCUCCAUUGACGCAGAGACUCCCACCACUUCCUUGUCAGACAAACCUGGGCGGUCGACAGAUGCCGACACCUCUAACAAAGCAGUGCACCCAGAAUCUACACAGUGUGAGCGUGGUGAUGGUGCGUCUUCCAGUGAGAAAUCUGACAGCAAGGCAGGACCUGCAAGCGAUGGGCCACAAGACAUCCCGGUUCAGCAGAACGAGCAUAAAUCAAAAGAAGUCGUCCUGUUGGAUGAAUCCGACAGCUCCGAUGAGGUAGAUUUGUGUGAUUCACCUCCUCUUGCAACCGCCAAAGAAGACACACCAGUGACAGGAAUUCCUGUAUUGCCAAGGAAACUUGUCUCAUCUGCCAGCUCUGAUCCCUCUCCUGGGGUCUCAGUUCCAAAACAAAAUGCAUCUCCUGUGCGUCAUGUCAGCAAGGCAACUUUGAUAUUGAAUAAAAGUCCUGUAGCUGCUUCAGGAUCCCCAAGUCGUGUUGGCAUCGUCUCCAGGCCAGAGAACACAAAUAGCGGCCCUGUGCCUUGUCAUUAUUGCCCUAAAACUGGCUAUCAGCCUGCGGUGAAGACCUGCCUGGUGUGUGGAGCCUCCAUGUGCACAGAGCACCUGCGCCCUCACUUGGACUCCCCUGUCUUCCAGAAUCACACCCUGGUUGCUCCUGUGGAGGACAUUUCUCUCUGGAGGUGCCAGGAGCACCAGGAGAUAAACCGGAUCUACUGCCGGCAGUGUGGAGUGUGUGUGUGCACUGUGUGUACCGUCAUCGGCGCCCACCGUGACCACGUCUGCAUUGGCAUCAGGGAGGCUGAGAGGGAGCUCAGGGGGAACCUGAAAGAAGAGAUCAAACAACUACAAGAAGCUGAACAGCAAGUGAAGAACAGAGUGAACGAGCUCACACAGAAGAAAGAGACGUUUACAGUGGUUUUAAAUGAUGCACGAAGCGGGGUGAAGCAGCAGUACGCAGCCAUCAGAGAGGCCUUGGGCCACGAGGAGCAGUCAACUCUUCAGUGUGUGACGAAGGAGGAGAACAGGGUUCUGGGGGGACUAGAGGAGAAACUCGGCCACCUCAGGAGCUCCCUGCAGUCCAUCCAACAAGGCCUCCACACGCUGGAGGGCCUGGCUGAUGCCAAGGGAGACAAACGCAUUCAGGACCAGGCCUUCAUCAUGGAAUACAGCAAGAUUGGCCAAAUUGACACGAGGAGCUGUGUGGAGCAGUUUGAGGCUCCAGAGGAAGUGGAUCGAGCUCGACUGCGAUGCCUGCAGCGGUGGACGGAGAAACGGCUGGACAACGUUGUCGUCACCAUGCCUGGCACAGACAGAGACCUCUACCGGCUGCUCUAUGGCAUCAUCCCCUCUUUGGAUGAAGAUACAGCCCAUCCGAAGCUGCAGGUGUCCGACAGUAACAGGAGGGUGACCUACAGCGAGACCCAGCAGGCCUACACCGAGCACGAGGCUCGCUUCAGCUCUUUCCCUCAGAUCCUAGCCUCCUGUGGCCUGGAGGGGGGCCGCUGGUACUGGGAGGCGAGCGUGUCGGUGGACGACGGUCGCUGGAAGGUGGGGCUGUGUGAGGGUCAGAUAGAGAGGAAAGGCCAGAAGGACAGCUCUCGUCUGGGUUUCAACAGCUACUCCUGGUGCCUGGCCUGUGACAAAAAGAAGGUGGAAGCUCUGCACAAUAAGGCCACGUUUCCUGUGGAUGCAGAUGGGCUGCAGAGAGUAGGAGUGUACCUCGACUUUGAAGAAGGUAUUUUAUCAUUCUUUAAUGUGACACCAGAGGGCAGUCUAGCUUUAAUGCAUUCUUUCAAGCACAGGUUUACUGAGCCUCUGUACCCGGCCUUGUCUGUGUCUAAGACACAGCUGGCCGUCUGCGAUCUGUUCCAGUCGUAAACCGAACAACAGUUACAUGUUAAGUCUUAUGAACAUUUACAGAAGGAGCGAGAGCAUAGUGCCUUUUGUUCUUUAAAAUAUACCAGUGCAUAAUUUACUCAGAUAUUAUAGUUCAGUCUUGCAUUGUAUUUAACACUAUACUCAGGCAAAAAUCUUUGAAUGUGAUUUUUUUUUUUCAUUAUUUGAUAAUACUGGGAUCACAAAGCUAGAAAUGCAGUUCACUGUUGAGUAUUAUGUUACAAAUACUGGUCGCUUAUUGUCGAUAUAAAGACCUGAAUUUUUAAGUGUUUUUAGUUUGAAUUUGUCAUUGACGAGACGAGCGGGUUUUUAAAUGUGAAGCAAGUUAAAAGUGCUGAUCAACGCAAAAGUAACUUGGAUAACAUUUUAGAUUUGUGCUUAAAGUGUUUUUUUGGCUUUUUUAAAAAAUGUCUUAUCAUCUCGUCGCUCCUGUGGCGAAUCUUUGUCUUUCUACUGAAAUAAAAUGUCAGCUUCAAAAGCAAAGUA
Stegastes partitus (bicolor damselfish) is the source of this 2781-nucleotide messenger RNA. RefSeq names its product tripartite motif-containing protein 14. Lineage: Eukaryota; Metazoa; Chordata; Actinopteri; Pomacentridae. The transcript is spliced from 7 exons. The record is from RefSeq and is a predicted model, not a curated record. Bases 1 to 2277 code for a protein of 758 amino acids. Gene Ontology annotation, molecular function: zinc ion binding; protein binding.